AUGAGGGUGCUACAACUCGCGGCAGCGGUAUUACUGCCAUUGACUGCCCUUGCAGCCAAGAAGUCGCCUGAGGAACGAUUCAGCGAAGCCCACGCAAAGCCGCAGCCUGUCAAGCUGGACGACCGAUCCUACGAUGCUCUUACCAAGGCUCCUCGAGACUACUCGGUCGCUGUGCUUCUGACAGCAAUGGACGCAAGAUUCGGAUGUCAGCUGUGUCACGAGUUUCAGCCAGAAUGGGAGCUGUUGGCAAGAUCGUGGACCAAGGGCGAUAAGGGGGCAGAGUCAAGGUUGGCAUUUGGAACACUGGACUUCUUGGAUGGCAAGGCGACCUUCCAAUCGAUGCAACUCCAAACGGCGCCAGUAAUGCUCCUGUUCCAUCCAACCCAAGGUCCGCACGCGAGGCCAGACAAGCCAAUGGAGAGGCUCGACUUCAACACUGGCAUCAACAAGGCUGACACCGUCCACCAAUGGCUCUCUCGCCAACUGCCAGAUCGACCACAUCCCCCAAUCGUUCGACCUAUUCAAUACGUCAAAAUUGCAGUGACGACCACCGCCGUGCUUGGCGUAAUCACUUUCCUUACUGUUGCUGCACCAUACAUCCUUCCAAUCAUCCAGAACCGCAACCUCUGGGCAGCCAUCAGUUUGAUCGCUGUACUCCUCUUCACAAGCGGACACAUGUUCAACCACAUUAGGAAGGUUCCAUAUGUUGCUGGGGAUGGAAAGGGAGGCGUGAGCUACUUUGCAGGUGGUUUCCAGAACCAAUUUGGCCUGGAGACGCAGAUUGUGGCUGCUCUGUACGGCGUGCUCGCAUUUGCGACCAUAAGCCUCGCCCUCAAGGUCCCACGAAUGGCAGAUCCGAAAUCCCAGUCCGUUGCUGUUCUGGUCUGGGGUGGUGUGCUCCUUGUCACCUACUCCUUCCUUCUCAGUGUCUUCCGGGUGAAGAAUGGCGGCUAUCCCUUCUGGCUUCCACCGUUCUAA
Molecule: messenger RNA, 978 nt
Organism: Zasmidium cellare ATCC 36951
Lineage: Eukaryota; Fungi; Ascomycota; Dothideomycetes; Mycosphaerellales; Mycosphaerellaceae
Exons: 4
Coding region: 1-978 (325 amino acids)
Cellular component (GO): oligosaccharyltransferase complex
Source: RefSeq, a predicted model, not a curated record